AUGGCGCUGUCUCUCAUGAAUAAGGACAAGUUUCCUCAAGUGGUGAAGGUCUCCAUGGAGAGCUCACCUUACUUCCAGCUCAUGAGCUCCAACAACGCGUACCGUGUCGUGCUGCCGGGCGCCUCUGUCCCUGUGCGCGUCCGCUUCACCCCUGACGAGAGCAAGGAUUAUUCCCACGAGUUCGUCUGCGUCACUGCAAGGGAAAGGAUCGUUGUGCCAAUUGUGGCCAUUGGUGCCCGAGCUGUGCUGGACUUCCCUGCCCAGCUGGACUUCUCCAAGUGUCCAGUCAAGCACAGCACCCAGCAGACUCUGCUGGUGCGCAAUGUCGGUAACCUGAAAGCUCGGUACCAGCUGAGCACCCAGAGUCCUUUCUCCGUGGUGCCGGCCACAGGAACUCUGGGCGCUGGUGAAACCCUGCAGGUGACAGUGACAUUUCACCCGCUGACCAAGGGUGACCAUUGCAGCCUCCUGAGCUGCAGCACAGGUGAAGAAAGAAUCCACACAAAGCUCUAUGGAGAAGCUGUAGAUGUCAACGUUGGGCUGAGCACAAAUAUCGUGCACGUUGACACCACCUACAUCACCACAUCUACCCACAGAACCGUGUUCAUUGAAAACAGGAGUAACAUCACAGCCCACUUCCAGUGGAAGGCUUUUCCUACUGAGGAACGUGAGAAUGAAGUGAAGAGGAGGCGGCGCAGUUUGCUGCACUCACCGAGCCAGGUGAGGCUGGAAAAAUUCACGGAGGAGAAAAAAUCAGAGGAGGAGAAAGAUGAAGAUGGCGCUGCUCUCCUGACCAGCAUGGCCCAGGAGAAGAUGGCAGAGGUGCAAGAAGACUCCAUGAUGUUCUCCGAUGACAUUUUUUUCAUUGAGCCAAUGGAGGGAGAAAUCGGGCCGAAUAGUUCGGCCGGAAUCAGAGUGACCUUUAAACCCCUGGACGUACUGGGGUACCAAAGUAUGGCUUACCUCAGCAUCUCAGGCCGUGAGAGCAGGCUGCCCCUGCGCCUCAGAGGGGAAGGCCAAGGACCCUUGGUCGAGUUCAGUUCUCAUACACUGAACAUUGGGGAUGUUUUUGUCAACUCUUCCCACAUCCAUGAGGUGGAACUGAUUAACGAAGGAGCUCUUGAUGCUCCCUUCAGCUAUAUCCCUUCAACCACCAACAUGGGCUCCUGCUUCAAGUUUGAGCCCGAGGAGGGGAUCAUUGCAGCAGGUGGGAACCAGACUAUUCAGAUCUCCUUCAGUGCCACCGUGCUGGGGAGCCUUGAGGAGGAGUUCCAGUUCAGUGUGGCUGGAUCUCCUAUGCCUGCCAUCCUGAACAUCAACCACGACAGCCGGACCUGUGCAAUGCCUUUAACCGAGCCAUUGCCUGCUCUGUCCUCCAGGGGCAGCGUCACCGUGCCAAGCUUAGAGUUCGAUGUCGAUGAGAUCAACUUCGGCGAGAUCCCCUUUGGCUUUCCCCACACGCAGCGCUGCCGCCUCACCAACAGCUCCCCGGUGCCCCUGACGUUCCAGCUCCGCAUGUCGGACGAUGGCACGCAGCCGGCUGUGGACAGCCUGGAUCAGAUCCGCAGAGAAGGUGACCCAUCCUGGAGGAACGGAAUUCAUUUCUAUCUGGAGCCCAAGGAGUUCACCAUCAAUCCCAGCCAGGGCACCAUCCUCCCCCAGGGACACCAGGACAUCGAGGGACCAGCAGAAGAAUUAAGGCAAAAUCUGCCCUUUCUUUACCAUGAAACAAGAACUGGAGGAUAUUACACGUGGGUAAUGAGCUUUUGUAAGGAAGAAUUGACUACUUUUCUCUUGCACCAGGUGACCCUGUGUUCCAACAGCGUGGUGGAUUUCUACCGGAGAAUGCUGGUGGACCUGGAGGGUUUUGGCAAGGGAGUGACAGCACUGGUCAUCACAGCCAGGUACCAGCCCUUGCCUGGCCUCCCCCAGGCACUGCCUUGCCCAGGCUGUGCUGGCCACGUGACAAGGGAAAGUGGCUCACAGAAACAGUGGUGUCUCGUUCCUGAGCUGAGAGUGUACCCUGAAAUCCUGCUGUACGAUGAGUGCCACCUGAAUGUGCCAUACGAGAGGAAGUUCCUCAUUGCAAAUGACACCGACUUUCCUGGCUGCUACGGGCUUAUUCCCCAGGAACACAAUGAGGACUCUCCUGUGCUCUACAGCAGCCCCAAGCCCUGUGGGAUUGUGCAGCCUCACAGCUUUGCCGAGGUCCCAGUUAUAAUCAAAGUCCAAACACUGGACAAGCAUCGCACCGACGUUCUCAUCGGCGUGUUCGGGGAUGAGAGAAACCCCCUGAGACCAGAAUUACGGAGCACUGGACAGCUGGCACAAAUCUACCCAAGUCCCAGGCUGAUAGAGUUUGGCAAGAUCCCAGCACUACAGCCUACUUCACGAAGUCUUACCCUCUUCAACAAAGGUCAUGUCCCUACAGACUUCAGGAUGGAGGUUGUUCGCAAACGCCACUGCUGUACCGUUGAACCCAGCGAAGGAGUGAUCCCUGCUGGGGGUGAGGUGCCUGUGACUGUCACAGCAACCCUGGAUGACAGGGGGCUUUUUUCUGUCCCUGUCCGGGUGUUCAUCGGGAGCAACCUUAGCACUGCCUUCGGGCUGGUGGCUUUGGGCACUGGCACCACAAUUGUCAUAGACAAGCCAUUCAGCCCAGAGCUCAACCUGGGAUACCAAUUCAGCCUGGUGCCCUGUAUUCGUCAGUUCAGAGUAACAAACAGGGGCCACCAUUUCCAUCGGCUCUUCUGGAGUGUGGAAUGCUACAGCCCAUCUGAGCAGGAGGGCCAGAGUGUCUCAGCCCUCAGCAGCCCCAAGGAUGAUUCCCAGAGCCCCAAACGUACCGAGCCUUUGUUUGGGCUGGAGCCGCUGUCGAUGGACCUGCAGCCAGGCCGGUCUGAGGACAUGGUGCUGCGAGGCUUCUCCAGCAUCGCACAGGAGGUGCAGGAUUAUGUGAUGUGUGAAGCUGUCAGUAUGGCAACCAGCAGGACUGAGAAGAUAAUGGAGACAGUCAUUACCUGCAAGUUUAUUCACCCUUCUAUAGAAUUGUCAGCCAGACACUUGUCUUUCCAGGUGACCAAGAAACCCAGUGAUGUCCUGAGGCUGCAGUACCAGCCUUUGGCUAUAAAAAACACCUGCCUGCUGCCACUGGACCUUAUGCUGGGCUUGGAGCAGCCAUUCCUGGUCUGUGAUAAGGAGAAGCAGCCCCUCCCAGAUGGCCAGCCUGUGAGAGUGGGUGUAGGGGAGACCUGCCAUCUCUACAUCGCAUUCGACCCAGCUUAUAAACUGGAUUUUAAGAGCUGGAAAACAGAGAAGCUUCUGAAGAUAGACAUGGUCAGGGGCCAUCCUCUUGUGGAGCGUAUCAUCCUUCGGGGAGAAGUGCACUUCCCAAAUCUCCAAAUGCAGUCCAGAUCCCUGGAGUUUGGCUGCAUUGUGGCUGGCACUGAAGAAGUGCGUUCUCUGAAGAUAACCAACUGCAGCCCACUGCCCGUCCAGUACCACUGGUCAUUCCAUUCCAAGAGCCAGGUUUACAGGUUGAGGGAUGUACUGCACACUCCCGUGGCCACGGAGGAGGUUUUCAGUAUCCUGCCACUGUCAGGUGUGCUGCAGCCAGGAGAGAGCCAGCAGGUCUCCUUCACCUUCUGUAGCCAUUUCAACACCAUCUCCUUCGUCACGGCGCUGUGCCACGUGGAGGGAGGCCCCACCUACGAGCUGAUGCUGACUGGGGAGGCCUCAUGCAUCAGCUACUCCGUGAGCCCCCGGGAGACCUACUGUGGCUCUCAGCUGUUUAAUGAAAUUCAUCACAGCAAUGUCACCCUGGAGAACACUGGCAAGAUGGAAUUCAACUGGGUGCUAAACCCUAGCCCUGCAGACCAGCGUCUGCCUGGUGUGUUUCUGGUCAACCCCACCACUGGCUCCAUUGCACCUGGUGAGAAGCAAGUGCUGGAAUUCUCUUACAUGCCAGGAUUACCAGGAGCCUUCAGCAGGACUUACCAUCUUAAAGUGGGUGACCUGGAACCAGAAAAGAUCUGCCUGAAAGGAGAAGCAUCCUUUCCCAUGAUCACUUUGAACCUGCCCUGGAACAUCAAAGGAGAUGAAACACACGAGAAGCCUCUGACACAGCCCGUAAAACCGCUGCAACAACACAGUCAGAGGAGUAAAUCAGGUGCUCGGAAGAAGACUCAGAGCCUGAAGACUGAGACCUUGAAGUCUCAGACCGCAGAAGCUCAGACUCCAAAGAGUCUGAUUCCGAAGACUCAGGACCUGCAGCCCAGCGUGCUUGCCUCUGGCACUGCAACAAACACUCAGUUGCAGUUAAACAUGGUGAGGAACCUGGUAGUGAAGGCUGCUGUGGAGCUGCAGGAACAGUUCAUGUCCCAGCCCCCGACGAGCAGCUUCCCUGACAAGGAGCUGUGCCAGAGCCUUGUCAAAGUUGAGCUGCCCGAGUAUGUCCUGGACAUGGGCACUGUCCGUAAGGGUUUCACUGAGAGAAGCACUCUGGAGAUCACCAACCAUGGGCAGAUCCCAGUGUCCUUCCAGAUCCAUGUAUCUGUCCUGGAGAACACAGGUUUCAGCGUGGACCUGGACACGGUGGAGGGCCUGCCCCACAGCUACAUCAAGACAUUUGACGUGCGCUUUGAAAGUGCCCGGCGGCCACGGGGUGACGUGGAUGUGGUGCUGCCCAUAGAGGUGACAAAAGGCCCCACAUAUAACAUCCGUCUUCAUGCCACUGUGUCUGAGCUGUCAAUCGAACUGUCCAAGAACAUUGUGCACUACUCUGCCGUCGUUGUUGGGCAGUACAAGGUUGAGACAGUCCACCUCUACAACUGGUUCCGAGUACCCUGCAAAUGGUCCAUCAAGCCUGUUCAGAAGACCAAUCACUGCAAAUACAUGACACCAGCCGUUCGUCAGAAGCAGCAGGCGCUGGAGUAUGAGCCCUGUCCCUUUGAAGUGAAGCCCUCCAAAGGAACGCUUGAUCCAGGAAGGUGCCAGAAUCUGAAAAUCAAAUUUACACCCAAGGAGGAGAGGUCUUACAGUAAUGAGCUAGAGCUUAACAUUUUUGGGAGCAGCAAUCACUUCAAGCUGUACCUCUCAGGACAAGGUCUGGAGCCACGGUUGGAGUUCAGCCCCCCAGAACUAGAGAUGGGAUGGAUGAUGGUGGACAGUGAUGGGAUGGAGGCCACAGUGGUGGUGAAGAACCCAUGCAACUUCCCCAUUGAGUUUUACGCCCUGAAUUUUGAUGAGCAGUACCUUGAGAAGAAGAUCCUGCGGAUGGCAGAGGAGUCUGAGGAUCAUGAAGCACAGAAGUGGCUGAAGGCAGAGCUCAAGGCCAGGGCUGAGGCUGAGGCCAAGGCCAUGGGCAAGGCAGCGGCAGCACGUCACAGAGCUAUCACAUUCCAUCCCGAGUCCGUGGCGAAGGUGGCUGGGAUUCCUUUCUCUCGGGCCGUCCUGCGCCCCCCGGGCACUGCCCCGUCCUCGUGGCGGCGCGAGGCGCAGCCCCACCGAGGGAUUGUUGUCAUCGUCCAUGGGCCGCCCCGGGCAGGUAAAAAGCUCACUGCUCAGAGCAAGAAUAAAGAAGCCGCUGAGGAAAACAUCUACAAGAAGUAUGCCAAAGGCAAGAACCUUCCAGCACAAAAGAAGGAGCCAGCCAAGUUCACAGUUUCCACUGCUCCUGCGCCCCAGCAGCUGAGCAUUGUCAGCAGUCGUGGGGAAGAGCUGAACUGCUUGAGCUGCGUGCUGCCCGAGGAGCUGCUGGUGGACAUCCUCAGUGAGAGGCUGCAGCAGAAAGACUGCUACAAGGGAGUGGUCUUUGAUGGCUUGGAGAGCCUCUUUGCAAGCAGCCUGGAAUCUUCUCUGCUCUGUGUACUCAGAGCUGUCAAGAACUGUCAUCAUAUCUAUGUGGUGAACCUGCAGCAGGAUUAUGCUUCUUGGAAAGCCAAGAACAAAGCUGAAAGAAAGAAGAAGGAAGCUCAAAGAGAGAAGGAAGUGGAUGAGGAUGAGCAUGAUGCCCUCCCUGAGGAGAAGAAAGCAAAAGUGGAUAAAAUAUUACAGGAAAGGAAGAGAACACAGACACAGGGGGAGCUGAAGCAGCCAGCUCAAAAGCUUGAGGAGGAGGCAAAAGCCUUAGAGCAGGAAGAGAGGCAGAAGGAGGAAGAGAAGCCGAAGAAGGAAAAGAAAGUCUCCUUCGGGAAGCAGCCUGCAAAACCAGAGAAGGAAAUCAAAGCUCCAGAGAAGAAGGAAACCAAAGCCCCAGAGAAGGGGGCACCCAAAGCCCCACAGAAGAGGGGAACCAAAGCCUCACAGAAGAGGGGAACUAAAGCCUCUGGGAAGGGGAGAACCAAAGUCCCCAAGGACCCAGCUGAGAUCUUGAUCCUGAGGUUUCAGAUCUAUGAGUCAUCACAGCAGGACAUGGCACAGGUUUUCUCCUACUGGGACAGGGUUCAGGGUACCGUGAAGUUACCCAUGAUCCAAAAGGGAAACAAGUCCCAGCCUGCAGCUGGAAACAAAGGCUGGAAGACCAGUAAGCCUCAGGAGAAGGUGAAGAAGCAGCCUAAACCAAAACAUGAAGGCCAAAGGAGUCUUCAGUCAUCUCAGCUGAGGACACAAAGCAAAGUUGCAGAAGGGGCAGUCAGAGACAAGCAUGUCGGGGUGCCGUGCUUGGACAUCCAGGUCACAGAUCCAAAGGCCAUGAUUGGGGAGAUCCUGAGGGAUGGGAAGCUGCCAACAGAAGACCAGCUGCUGAAACAUCUGGGACUGCAUCCUGACGGCCCUCCCCUUGCCCCUGGUGCUGCGCUCUCCAUAGCCAAGUACCCAGAGGCCAAGGCCCCAGAUGCAAAGGGCAGUUCUGCUGAGAGGCAGCCAAAGAGGGGUAAAGUGGUCAGCAGUGUCAGGUCUGCAAAGGAGAACCAGAUCUCCACACAGAGAACAGAAAGCUCCCAGGAUUCCUCUGUAACAAGAUCCCAAAGUCCUUCGGAAGUGCUGGAAAGAGCCUCAACCCCAGCAGCAUUCCUCAGGCUGAAACGGUACCGGUGGAAAGUGCCUGCCCAAGGUCAGGUGGAACUGAAGGUCAACUUCUUCACCAAAAAGCCAGGGAAGUUUGAGCAGACAAUGAAGUUUGAGAUCGUGCUGUCCAAGCGCCAGUACGAGCUGCCCUGCAGUGUCACCGGCCUGUACCCCAGCAUCAUCCAGAACCCACGGCUGGUGUUUCCACACUGGAGGGAGACCAUGGAGGAGGAUGAAGUCAUCUUCAAGGAAUACGUUGAGAGCACAAAGCAAUUCCACUUUGGCCCGCUGCUGUGUGGGAAGUCAAGAGAGUGGUAUGAGGUCCAGAACUGUCCCGGCAACUCAGAGAAGCUAACCAUCCUCAACAACUCCCCCAUGGUCAUAGAGGUCCACUUCUCUUUUGAGAAAGAUUGGAAAACAAGGACCUUUGUUGCGGACCCUCGCCGCAUGACCCUGAAACCAAAGGAGGGGAAGGAGCUGACCAUUUGGGCAUACCCCACCUCCCCUGGCUUCCUGGAAGACAAGCUCAUCUGCAGCAUUAGGAAGAACCCGGAGCCAGUGGUCUUCAGCCUGUGCUGCCAUGGGGUGGACAUGAAGCUGGAGGUCAGCCCCCUGCAGCUGUCUUUUGACAAGCUGCUUCUGCACAGGGCUGACAGCAGGACCUUGGUCCUGAAAAACAACACCCUGCUGCCCAUGGCCUGGCAGCUCCGUGGGCUGGGUGGCCUUUUUGAGGACUUCUCCCUGUCACAAGAUAAUGGCAUCCUUGAUCCCCACUCAGAGUUUCAAGUGACAGUGCAUUUCAAGGCUGAGCACAUUGGCAGCAUUGAGAAGAUCCUGCAACUAGAGGUUUCAGAUACAGAAAACAUCCUGGGGAAUUUUCAGGCUGAAAACAUCAAAAUCUCUGCAGAGGUCUAUGAAGUUUCUCUGAGCAUUGACAUGCCUGAAGGUGCAGAUGGAAGCUUGGAAUUUGGAACCAUUAAUGUCCUGGAUAAAGUGAAGAAAGUCCUGAGUCUACAGAACAAAGGGGUAUACAACAUUGAGUACAGUUUCACGCUGAAGGGUGCAGGUCCCAAGAUGCAAGACUUGGCAUCCCACUUCACUGUUGAGCCUCAGUCAGGCGUGCUGAUUGCAUCCCGGCCUGGUGAGAAGGUUGAGAUGCUCUUCCACCCCACCAGUGAAAUGGUCCUCAAGAACAAUCCCAUCCUGUACUGCCAGGUGGCAGAUGCCAGCCCAGGUCGAGGACGCCCGGCUGUUGCCAACAUCCCAGUGAGGGUGUCGGCCGAAGCGGAGUACAGCAAGUACAGCAUUGUGCCCGCCUCGCCCACCGACUUCGGAGCCAUGAUCGUGGGCACCAGGAAGACCCGGAGCGUUGUGCUGAAGAACAUAGGCAUGGCCAAUUUCACAUUCUGCAUCCGCCAAACACCCAAGCUUGCAUGUGCGUUGGAAAGCAAAAGUUCAAAGCAAAGGAAAUCUGCUCCAUCAGCUACAAAGCGCUCGACAGGAAAGGAAUCAAGCUUGUCAACACCGGUGGGUGACUCCUGCUGCCCAGCAGUGCUAACUCCCAGUCCACAGAGCUCAGACAACAUCACUUUUUCUUCUUCCCAGUCUCCUACCUCUCUCCUAUCGUUUCUCAGAGCUAUUUCGGCCCUCUGGUGUUACCUCUGGAGGUUGAAGGAUCAAAGCGACCACCUUCAUUCUUUAGAUUCAAACUCCUUUCUCUCUGCCACUUGGGACAGGCUUGCAGCUCCUCUUGGCUUGUUGCUCCCAGCCUGGGGCUGCCAUUGGGCCAUGAAGUCAUCCUUCCCUGCCCUGUGCCUGGGUGCUUGGGCCCAGCUGGAGGCCACGGCAGGACAUACUCUUUGCUGGGGGGCUCAAGGCACAGCUGUUAGCCAUCAGCCUCCUCUGGAACUUUUUCUGCAGAGUCACCUCAAUCUGGGCGCGUUCACGGUGUCCCCCUGCUGUGGCUGCAUCCGCCCGUGUGGCCUGCAGGUGAUCAAAGUGGAGUGCCUCGCAGGGCAGGAGGGCACAUGUGAGCAGCAGCUCUACAUCGACAUCAUGGGCAGAGACCCCAAGGACAACCCCCUGGGCAUUCCCUUCACCCUGAUUGUCGAGUCCUGCCUCCCAGCACUCGUUCAGGAUGUCACGUCAGUCUUCAAGGACUACCCGAUCUGCAGCAGCGCCGACCUUGAGUACAAGCUGCAGUCGCUGGAAGGCAUGGGCCUGUUCGUCAGAGAUGAGAACAGAUUCAUUUUCAACAAGGUUCUGGUUGGGCAGGAGGCAGAAGCUCAUUUCAGAAUUUGCAAUGCAGGCCGUCUGCCAUGUGACGUGGCCCUCUCCAUCCUGCCUGGAGAGGAACAAAUCCCUAUCAACAAUAUUUUCAAUCUGGAUCCUGUCAAGAUGUCCAUUCGUGGCUCAUCCUCUGCCAUUGCUACGGUGACCUUCACCCCGCCAGACAAGCAGAGCUAUGACUGCACCUUCAAGGCUUCCCUUGUCAUCCCCAAAGGCUCUGUGGAAGUUCAACCCCAAAUCCUGACCUUCACCAUCAGCGGGAAGGGGCAGGAGCUGCCGGUGACAGUCGUGCGCCCCAAUGCUCGCAGCAAGAGGGGAACGGCCGUGCUGCGCUUCAAGAGGCUCCAGCUGGAGCAUUCAGAGAUGCUCCCCCUGGUCCUCCGUAACAGUGGCACCAAACCUGUCAAGUUUAUGUUACAGCUGGAGGAUGAGCACGGAGCGUUCUCCUUGAAAGGCAGGGCCUUCACAUUCAAGACAGUCCUCACUGGAGAUAUGGAAGAGGACUCCGUCAGAAACGAGACCAAGCCCCCAAAGCAGACUUUCAUCCUUCUGCGUCAUGGGCAAUCGGCACAGUUUAAGGUCAUUUUCAAACCCACCCUGGCUCAACGUGUGGAAGGGAAGAUUGCUCUGGUAGUGGGGGACAUCUGCAUGACCCUGGUUGAGCUGGUGGGUGAAGGCCACAACGACGAAUUCACCCUCGAUGGAUUAAAGGAAGACACCCAGGAGAGGAAUGCCAAGAGCAGUCUGAGGAAAGACAUCAUUGAUGCUGUCAGAGUGAACCACAUCGAGUUUGGGCACUGUCCUGUCGGGAAGCGCUGCCGCAGGACCUUCACCAUCACCAACCGCACCCUUACGCAGGCCAUGCGCUUUGAGUGGGAUGCAGACGCCCCGUUCCAGUUCUCCCCCAAGGUGGGACACCUCCAUCCUGGCUGUGCCAAGAACAUCGCAGUGAUCUUGAGAUCAGAUGUCCCAGUCACCUUCAGAAGGCACCUUGUGAAAUGUAAGGUGACCAAGAUCAACUUUGAGCUGCCACGAAGGAAGGUUCUAGACUGGGACGACCAAAUGCGCACUGUGACGGUGAAGGAUACCACGUGGAAAGACCCAGCAGGCAGGUGGCCUAAAAAAGAGAAGGUGGUUGAGCCAGUCCUGGAACCAGCUCACACUGUGGUGGAGGAGAGCAGCCAGGAGGCUGAGGUGUACCUCAGUGCUGUUGUUGCCCACGCCCAGUUCAAACUGAGCACAACCGUGGUUGAGUUCAAGGACACCUUGCCCUUCCAGACAAGGACAGCCUUUUUCAGGCUAUGCAACACAGGGAAGAUAGCCCUGGAAUACUCCUGGGAGGAAGCUGGAGAUAGUGAAGCAGCGAUGAGGACUGCUCUGGCACGUAAUUUCCUCUCCUCUGAAACUUUAAGGCGCUGCAGAAACCUGCUGCAUCAAUUUGGGUGGCAGCAGGACCAGGAAACUCAGGCUUUUGAGCUGCGGCUGCUGCAGCGGCUGGCCAAGCACCUGCAGGAUUCCAAGAGGCAGCAGUUUGAGGAGCAGGACUAUCCCAAGAAGCUGCGCAACUCAAAGCGCGUUGGUUCCGCCCUGGAAAUCUUCCCAGACGCCAUCUAUGACCUGCCACUGUUCUCCAUCAAGCCCUACCACGGCAUCAUCACUCCUGGCCAGAAGCAGGCCUUCCAAGUGCAGUUCUCCCCAAAGUGCGCGGGGAUGUUCCAGACCACCCUGCUGUGCAGAAUUUCUAACCUGAAUCCAGCUGAGAAGAUGAGGCAGGUGACUGUGAAAGGCAGAGCCUUGGAGCAGAAGAUUCUUGGUAGGGCAGAUGGAGAAAGGCCAGGGAGCCAAGGAUCAGGUGCCCUGGAAAGCAGCACCUGAGGGACAGCAUUUGUGCCAGCUGGAGCUCCUGCAGGAGGCAGCAACAUCGUGCCUUCUGCUGCUGCUGGUCUCCCAGCCUUCACCAGAGACCUCUGCAGCUACCCUUCCGAGCUCCAGUGAAGACCUCUAGCCAACCUUUAAUCACCUACAUAACUGUUAAUUAGAUUGAUAAUAAUUCAUUUUCAACAAUUAAUUGUUAAUAAACAAUUGCUAAUACAUGGUUAACCGUCAGCUUGUCUUGGUUGGAAAGACAGGUGUCUGCGGGACCUCUCUGGAAUGGAAAAUGUGACCUCCUCCUCUCCAAAUUAUUAUCACUUUGAAAUUAAGGGGCUUUCAGGCAAAGAUAUGGGAGAAGUUCUUUGCCAGUAUGUACAACAAGGCAAACAAA
Molecule: messenger RNA, 11557 nt
Organism: Melospiza georgiana
Lineage: Eukaryota; Metazoa; Chordata; Aves; Passeriformes; Passerellidae
Product: hydrocephalus-inducing protein-like
Exons: 63
Coding region: 1-11169 (3722 amino acids)
Biological process (GO): axonemal central apparatus assembly; cilium movement
Cellular component (GO): axoneme
Source: RefSeq, a predicted model, not a curated record